Solea senegalensis (Senegalese sole) is the source of this 6248-nucleotide messenger RNA. RefSeq names its product protein yippee-like 1. NCBI's taxonomy places the organism in Eukaryota, Metazoa, Chordata, Actinopteri, Pleuronectiformes, Soleidae. The record is from RefSeq and is a predicted model, not a curated record. Bases 1250 to 1609 code for a protein of 119 amino acids. The transcript has 6 exons.
UUAAAUUCUGAAAGUCCUAUGUCCUGCAGCACCUGAACGCAGCAUCUGUGGAUUAAAUAAAAACCCUUUAGUUUUUUUUCACUUUAUGUAAUAGUUUUACUUGGAAACAAACUUCCACGGUUCAUCGCAGUGGAAAGAUGCAGGUAGAGGAACACAGCAGACGGUGAUGUGGGACAGGUCCAGUGUCCUGGCUCUUUUGUGUGUAUCAUUUAUCUCCACAGCUCAUUAGGAUUUCAGGAUAAAUAAGGCCGCAGCAGACGGGACAGGCAGCCAGGCCCGUCCUGAAGCAACACACAACUGCUGCUGCUGCUGCUGCUGACGACUGACUGCAGACUCAGGCUGCCCCGACAUGCACACGCUGUGAAGCCUCCUCCCGGGUGGGAUCUCCUCUCUAACUGGACCCACGCACGGAGCUAACACCCCGCAGAUUUUGAGUUUGGGGUUAUGAUCCACGGAGGACACUGAUGAUUUUAGGGGGAUUAUUAGUGGCUGGAGGCAGACAGGCUGCUGCUGCUGGUGGUGGUGCCUUCAUGGGACGGAGGUGAAGGAUUUUCUUUUUGGUUUGAGUGGAGUUGAAACUCCUGCGGCAGGGAGCUACACGGACAGAAGAAGAGGAAGAAGGAGAAGUGUCAUUGUGAUGGUGAUUUUGCUCCAUCUGUGUUUCAGUCACCAUCAUCAUCAUGUUUAUCAUCAUUAACCUUGCAGGGCUGCAGAUUUUGGUCAGUUCUUUUUUUUCGGGAGGCAUGAAAGUACCACGUGAACACGCGACAAAAACACAGUGAGCGAAUGGGUUUUAUAACGCUCACGCGCACACAGCCCCUGCAUCUGCAUCUGAGGGAUGAAGCUGCAGUGUUUACAUGUUUCCUCCUCCUCUUCUUCCUCCUCUUCCUCCUCCUCCUGCUCGCGCAUGGUGAAACGACAACACACCUGAAUGUGUCUGAGUGUUGCAGGCUUACGUGAGCUCUUGUGCGUUGUCAGUUAAAAAAUAUAUAAAUAAAUGGAUGUAAUACAUGAAUGCAGUCCAUGAAUGGUUGCUGUGCUCUUCAAACAGGCGCGCGCCCUCACUCUCGGGACAACAAGGGUUUGAUUUUCUCCUGUGGUGUCUGUGUGGAGCGUGCCACACACCCACUCCACAACAACGACGGCUUUUGCUUGCAUCUUCCAGUGUUUCUUCUGUCAGCAAGUCCAGCAGAGCUGCAACUCUUCCAGUGCCAGCCCUGACACCAGCGAAGAGCCCUGCCCAACUGACAUGGUGAAGAUGACCAAGUCCAAGACUUUCCAGGCUUACCUGCCAUCCUGCCACCGCACCUACAGCUGCAUCCACUGCCGGGCACACCUGGCCAAUCACGACGAGCUCAUCUCAAAGUCAUUUCAAGGAAGUCAAGGAAGAGCCUAUCUGUUUAAUUCAGUGGUGAAUGUCGGCUGCGGGCCAGCAGAGGAGCGGGUACUCCUCACAGGUUUACAUGCUGUGGCUGAUAUCUACUGUGAAAACUGUAAAACCACCCUGGGCUGGAAAUACGAACAUGCAUUCGAGAGCAGUCAAAAGUACAAAGAGGGAAAGUUUAUCAUCGAGCUGGCUCACAUGAUCAAGGACAAUGGAUGGGAGUGACGUCGCAGCUGCUCGUACUUUUUUUUUGACCUUGGAAUGCUCUUUACUGAACUGCGUGGAGCGAUGACCCACCCCCCCAACCCCUACCCGACCCCAGUGCCCCCUACGAACCUCCACAGACCUCCACCCACUUGUGUCCUUCAUGUGCGUGCGCACACACACACACACACACACACACGCCCACCUGCUCAUUAUGAAAGUGAACAGAACCAACGACUUGAAAACUGCGACUAAGCAGCGGAGCGAAAUCAUGUCACAGGAGUCCCGUCGUUUACUUUGAAGAUGUGUGUUCUCCUUUGCAGCUCCUGAGCUUUUGGGUUUGACCCCCACCCACUUAGUCUCAUGUCGUGCUCCUGACCUCAGCCCCCCUUCACACAUGAACCACGCGUACAAGUGAUUAUGGUGAUAUGGCGACCACUCAGCGAGAGGAGAGAGACUUCACUGAAAGGACAUUUCUUUGUUUUCCUCUUUUUGCCCAUUCAUUCAGAUGGACUUUUUUUUGGUUAUUUGUAUUGUUAUUUUGUUGUAGUUAUAACGUUUGGGUUUGGUAUGGUUUUUUGGUUUGAUGGCAGAUGGAUGUUACUGGUUAGCAUUUUAUUUCCCUGUCAAGUCUCUCAUGUCUUGUUUAUGCGUUGUUGUGUUUACUUGCUUUUGGCUUCUCGUAUCUCUGCCUUUAGCUGAGCAUGUGUUUCUUUGCUAAUGUCCAAAUGAGCAUUUGAAAGGGUGAGGAGUGUAGGGGAUGGGGAGUUUGUUGUAGUCAAAGAUAUGUAGCAGCGUCUUGCUUUGUUUUGUUUUUUUACGUGACAAAGGAUGGGAUUGUGGUAGUGUGGAAUUUUACACCUGAUUCCUUUUUUUUCAUCUUUAUUCUUCAUUGUGAAUUUUAGUUAUCCCACCCCACCCCCCCACCCCAAAAGCACCUGGUAUUUUAACCUAAAGGUGUGUGUUUAUGUGUAGACAUAUAAUAUACAUACAUAUAUUAUAUAUGUAGUGUUUGACUAAAUGCGAUUGUGGCUGGUCCCAGUUUGCAGCAGAAAGGAAAUGGAGCAUAGAAAUCAUUUCUAGACUGACAUCAGUGUCCACUCAUCAUGAAACAAAAUGGCGGAUUGUAUUAUUCCAUUGUCUAGUAAUGAAUUAACAAAAGAGACACGCCUCCAUAUGGGUAUACAGAGUACACGCAUCCUAUGAUUACCCAUACAUAAAAACUAUGAAAAGGUUCGUAGUUUGUAGAUAUUGGAACAUGGAUUCUAUAAAUAUAUAUAUAGAUAUAUUUGCUGUCCUGCACAGAUGUAUAUAUGCAUAUGUCUGUGUGUAUAUAUGUACUGUGUGUGGUCACGCAUUACACAAUGGCAUACUUGAACGGCGCUUCUUCGUUUGCACUUUGCAGAGGCCUUUGGUUCAUGUCAGUUUAGAGGCAAAACGCUUGUUUCUCUGUCAUUGUCUUUUUGUUUUUUUGUUGUGGCCUUCUCACGGACGAAAGUCUGUCAGGACUGUUUAGCAGCUUUUUCACACUUUGAUUUUAACCUUAUUUAAAUAACGUAAACAAACGUUCCCUCUCAGUUUUUGCUUGAUUUUGAAAAGUAUAUCUUUCAAAUCUUCGCUGCUGUCCUACAAAUCCCGCCAUUUCUCCCCCCUCUGGUCGGUCUUUUGCACUUUAUUGCUGAUCCAUCGCUCUCGCUCUCUUCGAGACUAUGAAUUGUCUUGAUGUGGACGCCAUCUGUGAUUUGCCUCUAAGCCGCAUGAAUCGUGUGCCUCUUCAAAAAUAUGAACAGCCUCCCCACUUUUUUUCCUACUGUGCAGCGCAUAACUCCAUAACUCUUGUUCAAAAUGUUCCCUCAAAAUAAUGUUCUUCACCAAACUCCUCAUGACGUUCUGCCCUGUUUUUUUCUUUUUUUGGACAACGGAGUGUUGAUAUACUUACACAUAUAUAUUUUCUAUGCUAAGAUUUAGAGGUGCAAAAACCAGACGGAUAGUCAGUAUAUUCUUUCUUAAGACUAAAGAUGAGAACGAGGUUUGGACUUUGAGGGAUGCCCCGGGGCUUGUCACCUGUCUUUUUAAAUAAUGGGUAAAAAAAAGAAAGAAAAAAAGAAAGGAUGACAGCAGGUCGUGGAGGGGCAGGAUGGGAUGGAAACAAUUUAAAAAUCAGCAGUGAUAGAUUACUUUGCCGGCAAGGUCAGUCGUAUCACAUGACCUUUUAUCCUGAAAACAAUGACAAUGCAAAACCCUUAAUAGUCAGCAGUGAUACCUACUUGAAAAUAUAUAAACAGUUAAGAUAUUGGCCCGUGUUACAGUUUUUGUACAUAAAGUAACAUAUUUAAGGUUUUAUAUGUAUUUCUACUGGGUUAGUUCUGUUACUUCCCCAACUUGAAGCACUUUUGUUCACUGUACCUCUGGCUGUGUGAGUGUGUGAAUGUGUGUGCAUGCAUGUGUAUUAGCCCACAUGCAUGUCACAGUGAGUGUUUAGUUCCUUUCCCUCUGACGGUUUUAUUUCUUUUUUUUCCGACUUGAGUUUGGAAGUUGUUGUUUUUUUUUCUUUUGCAUCUGUUUUGGGUUUUUUUUGUAUUUGUUCUCUCCAGUAACCUGUGAGGUCAAGAAACAGGUUAGUUUGUUUGGAAGAGAUUUAUCCCCAUUGUUUGGUCAUUUCUUUAGCUUGCGUGGUGAGGGCCCAUUAGCAGGCCUGUGUUUAGGUCUCUGCUGAGCCAUGUAGACGUUGAGGGGCGAGCUGGAAUCUCCCACCAUGUCGCAGGGAGAGCCUUUACAAAACCCUUUCACCACCACAAUCUUUGUCUCCUGUAUAGAGGAGGGCUUUCAGGUUGAUGAAACGCUCCCUCUGGCUGCCACAUUGGAGGUCCUUAGCAUUGGCUGCGCUGGCUGUGAACAUCUGAUUGUAUUUGUUGACAAUUUGCUCACAUAAACAUAACUUGUUACUGUUACUUUUCUAAUUCAUUUGAUCUGAUUGUUUUCAUAAUGUUAGCUUAUUACCUGCGUAAAUUGCUACAUGCCAGUUGUGCACCUGAUAAAGUUUGCAUUGAUAGAUAUUUAAAGCCGCACCUGUCCUGUUUUUCUCACGACAGAUAUUCAGGCUUCUCUCCGCGUCGCACACUAACUUCUCACCUAACUGCUGUGGUAGACGCGAGUUUUUCUCUGGGUGUGUUAGAGCACCAUGAAAUUAGUGCUGAGCGUGGACUUCAAGCUUCCAACCUGACGAAACUCUUUUGUGGUGCAUUCAAGUGAUUCAAGUGUUACUGUGUUGCUGUUUGUCAUCAGUGCUGGUAAACUGUUGCAUUUCAUGAUACACUUGCAAACCACUUGAGAUUGAAUGUUCAUCCAUGGCACUGGAAACAGCAGUUGACAAAAUAAUGUAAAUUUUAAAGACUUGUGUGACAAAUCCUUAGGUGCUGGGAGGAAUAUACAUUUGAACAUUUAUAACAACUAGACAAACAGAAAUGUUACUGACUUCAGAAACUGUUGAGAAGCACCUGAAUGCACCAUCAUGAGAGGACGUUGAGGCUUGCUUUUGACUUCAGGUUCUCCACUAAACACACUUUCAAGGGCUGUAUCCUUCAAAGUUCAUAGCCUCUGAACUGGGAUGAAGCUUUUUGGAGAAACAAUAACAAUGUCUAAACCUCCGAGUGCAGAAUCCACAUGUUAUUUUGGCCCAGAUAGGAAGAUUUAGCACAAGUUUGUCCAAAAUAAGAAUCUGCUGGUAAUAAUCAAGUGAUCCUUUAUCUGUUACCCUCUUAAAUCAGUGAUUCAUUGUGUAAAAUUUGAGAAAACAAACUAUGACUAAAAUUUAAUCUAAACACUGAUCAAACAUGUUGCCAACGGGGUCCAAAAACUAACCUUUGCCUUGGGGCUCCCAAGGUUUUCCCCAGCCAAGUCAUAUUUAAAAGGUUUAGUGGUCCGACUUUUUUCCUCACGCACAGCCAGUUUCUCCAAAGGAUCUCCAACAUGGCAUUUGUGACCCAACUGCAGGGCCUCUCUCUACUCUCCCUUUGAUCAGUCAGCCUGGGUUGAACCAACAAAAAGCAGUUGCCAGUGUCAUGCCGGUGUGUACCAAAUAAGAACCAGGUUCUAUCGAAUGCAUCAGUGUCAUGUGUCAAGACGACAGGUAGGAGUUAAACCAAAAUCAAAGAAGAGAAAUCCUGUCACUUGUGACAUUGUCUUUCUGUAGAAUGUUUUGAUUCUCUGAACUUUAACGGUGUCAAAGCAGCCUGGAUGAAAAAAAAUGUAGAUAUUUGCUGCUGAAUACUGUUUACCUUUUAUAGUUUUUUUGUUUUAUUUUGACACUGGCUACCUACUUUUGUUACUGUUACUUUUUACAACUUACGCAAAAGGAUCAAAGGCAGGAUUGGGUAUAAAGGGGAAAAGAUUGAACUGUACGUUCUUUUCUUAGGACUGUAAAACUACAGUUAAAGGUCUAAAGCAUGUUGUAUUUGUAAUGGCUAUAUGUUGUGCCUGUUUUAUUAUUAUCAUUAUUAUUAUUAUUGUUUAUUUCCUAAAUAUAAAACAAAAAUAUUCUAUGCUUUUUUUUUAUUUGACUACAUUGCUUUGCAUUCUGUAUUAGUAAAGCCAUGUCACAUGUCUGUUUUCACUCUAAUGUAAACUAUCAGAUAUCACAAUAAAUUUUCAAUGGCAUUAA